AUGAGAAAAAAUGGCUGCCUUCUUACAGUGGAGGCGAUUUGUGUUUUUUGACAAAGAAAUAGUGAAGGAUCCUGGAGAAAAUGGCAAGAAUUUCAUAUUACCUAUUGGGAUCUCGGCUUGUGAUUCCGGGCGAGGUCACAUUGUACUUGGAGAUAUGGAGGGCCAGAUUUGGUUUUUGACACGAUCCUUGCAGUUGUCGUCUUUUCAAGCUUACAAACUUCGAGUGACACACCUUUACCAGCUGAAGCAACACAGUAUACUGGUGUCUGUUGGCCAGGAUGAGCAGGGCAUAAAUCCUCUGGUAAAGGUUUGGAAUUUGGAUAAGCGGGACAGUGGAAAUCCUUUGUGUACAAGGAUUUUUCCAGCCAUUCCUGGGAACAAACCUACAGAGGUGUCGUGCCUGAGUGUGCAUGAAAAUCUUAACUUCAUGGCCAUCGGAUUUACAGAUGGCAGUGUGGUUUUGACCAAAGGUGACAUCACUCGCGACAGACACAGUAAGACCUUAACACUUCACGAGUGCAACUGUCCCAUCACAGGGCUUGCCUUUCGCCAGGCUGGCAAGGUCACUCAUCUGUUUGUUGCCACACUGGAGAAAGUCCAGUGCUAUACCCUGUCUGUAAAGGAGUAUCCUAAACUGGAGCUGGAUACACAUGGCUGUGCUCUCCGCUGUUCAGCGCUUACCGACCCCUCGCAAGACUCCCAGUUCAUCGUGGCGGGAGAUGACUGUGUCUACCUUUACCAGCCGGAUGAGCGAGGGCCCUGUUUCGCCUUCGACGGGCACAAGCUACUGGCUCACUGGCACAGAGGAUACCUGUUGCUACUCACCAAAGAUGUGAAGUCACCCACCAAGCCAGGUUUUGGAAGCAGAGAGGCCUCUCCGACGGAAAAGCAAAUGUUGACCAUCUACGAUCUGGACAAUAAGUUUAUAGCAUACAGUGCAGCAUUUGAUGACAUCAUCGACGUGCUGGCAGAAUGGGGUUCCUUUUACGUUCUUACUCGGGAUGGAAAGAUAUUCGUUUUGCAAGAAAAGGACACGCAGACAAAGUUGGAGAUGUUGUUCAAGAAAAACCUUUUUGUGAUGGCGAUUAACUUGGCCAAGAGUCAGCACUUGGACAAUGAUGGGCUGUCUGAGAUCUUCAGGCAGUAUGGAGACCAUCUCUACAUUAAAGGAGACCACGACGGAGCCAUCCAACAAUAUAUUCGCACGAUAGGGAAGCUUGAACCAUCCUAUGUGAUCCGGAAAUUCCUUGAUGCCCAGAGGAUCCACAACCUGACCGCGUACCUGCAAGCCUUGCACAGGCAAUCGCUCCCAAACGCUGAUCACACCACACUACUGCUCAACUGCUACACUAAACUCAAGGACAGCUCCAAACUGGAGGAGUUCAUCAAGAGCAGUGAAAGUGAAGUGCACUUUGAUGUGGAGAUCGCCAUCAAGGUUCUCCGCCAGGCCGGCUAUCACAGUCACGCCGUCUUCUUGGCCGAGAGGCAUAUGCAUCACGAGUGGUAUCUGAAGAUUCAGCUGGAGGAUCUGAAGAACUACCAAGAGGCCCUGCGUUACAUAGGCCGACUUCCUUUCGAGCAGGCAGAGAGCAACAUGAAGCGUUAUGGCAAAACUCUAAUGCACCACGUCCCAGAGGGCACCACCCUGCUCCUGAAGGGCCUGUGCACCGACUACCACCCCAGCCAGGACGCCUCUGACCGGGACGCCAUGGACAGAGCCUCCAUGGAGAAGGCCAGUCCGGAGGAGUUCAUCCCCAUUUUCGCCAACAACCCUCGUGAGCUGAAGGCCUUCCUGGAGCACAUGAUCGAGGUUGAGCCGCUCUCCUCUCAGGGCGUCUACGACACGCUGCUGGAGCUCCGGCUGCAGGACUGGGCCCACGAGCAGAACACUGAGAAAAAGAAAGUCCUGAAGGGGGCAGCGUUGACUUUGCUGAGGAGCGACCACACCGUCUUCGACAAGGCACUUGUCCUCUGCCAAAUGCACAACUUCAAAGAAGGAAUCCUUUACCUCUAUGAAAAGGGCAAGCUGUAUCAGCAGAUCAUGCACUAUCACAUGCAAAAUGAAGAGUAUGGGAAAGUUGUGGAGGCGUGCAAGCGUUUUGGUGACCAAGAGGUGUGCUUGUGGGAGCAGGCUUUGGGCUAUUUCGCACGCAAAGAGGAAGAUUGCAAGGCAUACAUCAGCGAGGUGUUGCAACAUAUCGACCAAAAUAACUUGAUGCCUCCACUUCUUGUCGUGCAGACACUGGCCCACAACUCAACAGCCACACUGUCCGUGAUCAAGGACUACCUCAUCAACAAGCUCCAGAGGGAGAGCCUGCAGAUCGAAGAUGAUGAGCGCAAGAUUCGACAGUAUCGUGAGGAAACCGCCCACUUGAGGUCUGAAAUACAGGAGCUGAAAACCAGUGCAAAGAUCUUCCAGAAGACCAAGUGCAGCAUGUGCAACAGCCCGCUGGAGCUGCCGUCGGUGCACUUCCUGUGCGGCCACUCGUUCCACCAGCACUGCUUCGAGAGCUACGCGGAGAGCGAGGCCGAGUGCCCCACCUGCACGCCCGAGAACCGCAAGGUCAUGGACAUGCUGCGCGCCCAGGACCAGAAGAGGGACCUGCACGACCACUUCAACAGACAGCUGCGCUGUUCCAAUGACGGCUUCUCGGUGGUAGCAGACUACUUUGGCCGUGGAGUGUUCAACAAACUCACCUUGAUAACGGACCCCCCUGGCAAGGCUAUGGCCGGUGGUCUGGAGGCUGAUCUUCAGAGAGAUCUUCUUGUCCACACCAAGAGAAAUGCAUGAGAAACGAACGAUACUGUAGAACCUCCUAGAUGUUACCUAUUUACAGUGAUGGGCAAUCUGGAUUUAUUAGUUACAAUCAGGGCUCUAAAUUAACACCAGCCAACCGGCCAAAUGCUGGUGAAAUUUCAGUUUGGCUGGUAGAAAAUACCAACUUACUAGCCACUUUGACCCAUUAGUGAGUGUGUGUUUGGCUAGUAAGAUUAACAUCUACUAGCCAUUUUGGCUGGUGAUGAAAAAAGUUAAUUUAGAGCCCUGGUUACAAUCCAGUGCCACAUAUUCCAAAUGAUCUAAUAUUCAAUUCAGCAGUCACCUGGUUGAUUUUGGCAGAUAAAAAACAGUCAUUUGGAGUAUGUGGCACUGGACUGUAACUAAUAAAUCUGGUUUGCUCAUCACCAACUAUUUACGCACUAACACCAGGCUUUUGAUGUCUUAUUUUUGUGUGUGGUGGUGGCACACAACCAAGAAUGACAUUUUGCGUACCAUAGCCUACAUUUAAGAUUUAAAUUGCAUACCAUGGUGAAAAACUAGGUUACAUGACCCUCACUCAAGAAAUGGAAGAGAAAGGAUCUCGCACUUUACCAAAUGAAUGAUAAAAAGCCUCACUGCUGUACUCAUGUUGUAAUUAUGAAAUUGAAACUAACAUGUCAAAUGCUUCUGUAACUGUUGUUCUGAUCAAGUGUCUUCUCCGGUGGUGCAUGUUGCUAACACUUGUACUGUAUCACCUAUUCAACUAUUUGCAAAAUAUCCAUGAAACGGCAUAAGACUAAUAAAAGCUUUGUUCUUUUGGAUACAUUCA
This is a messenger RNA of Engraulis encrasicolus (European anchovy), 3587 nucleotides long. RefSeq names its product VPS11 core subunit of CORVET and HOPS complexes (gene vps11). NCBI's taxonomy places the organism in Eukaryota, Metazoa, Chordata, Actinopteri, Clupeiformes, Engraulidae. Gene Ontology annotation, molecular function: protein binding; protein-macromolecule adaptor activity. The transcript has 16 exons. Gene Ontology annotation, cellular component: HOPS complex; endosome. Gene Ontology annotation, biological process: endosome organization; organelle fusion; intracellular protein transport. The record is from RefSeq and is a predicted model, not a curated record. Bases 11 to 2791 code for a protein of 926 amino acids.